Gopherus evgoodei (Goodes thornscrub tortoise) is the source of this 2070-nucleotide messenger RNA. It is a transcript of the gene UBL7, whose product is annotated as ubiquitin like 7. Gene Ontology annotation, molecular function: polyubiquitin modification-dependent protein binding. The transcript is spliced from 12 exons. Gene Ontology annotation, biological process: ubiquitin-dependent protein catabolic process. NCBI's taxonomy places the organism in Eukaryota, Metazoa, Chordata, Testudines, Testudinidae. Bases 93 to 1307 code for a protein of 404 amino acids. The record is from RefSeq and is a predicted model, not a curated record. Gene Ontology annotation, cellular component: cytosol.
UUAGGGGAGCUAAGCCAGGUCUGGCCUCGGCUCAUGAACUACAAUUCCCAGCAUGCGGCACGUGAAGCCGCCGGCACUUCCUGUUUCCGGUGAUGGUGCUCAGCCUCUCCUGGAGUUCAGAAUUGGGUUUCUCAGGCUCAGUUCCUCUCGGUGACACAGUUACAAUGUCUUUAUCAGAGUGGUAUAUUGCAGUGAAGCUGGCAGAUCAGCCGUUGGCCCCCAAAUCCAUCCUGCGGCUACCAGAGACUGAGCUGGGAGAGUGUCCUUUGGGUGGGUGCAGCAUCUCCUACCUGAAGCAUCUUAUCACUGGAAAGCUGCAGGAGUCAGUCCCAGACCCGGAACUCAUUGAUCUGAUCUACUGUGGCCGCAAGCUGAAAGAUGACCAAACACUUGACUUUUAUGGCAUCCAGUCAGGCUCAACUGUUCAUGUCCUGCGGAAGUCGUGGCCCGAGCCGGAUCAGAAACCAGAGCCUGUGGAUAAAGUAGCUGCACUGCGAGAGUUCCGGGUCCUGCAUACUGCCCUGCAUAGCAGUCCUGCAUACAGAGAUGCAGUCUUCAAGAUGCUGGGGAACAAGGAAUCACUGGAUCAGAUCAUUGUAGCUACCCCUGGUCUCAGCAGCGACCCUGUUGCUCUGGGUGUCUUGCAGGACAAAGAUCUUUUCUCUGUCUUCGCUGACCCAAACAUGCUGGACACGCUAAUCCCAGCUCACCCUGCUCUGGUGAACGCCAUCAUCCUGGUUCUGCACUCAGUGGCGGGCAGCACACCCCUCCCAACUCCGGAGACCUCCUCACGCAGCAUGCCCUCCAGCUCCUACAGGGACAUGCCUGGUGGCUUUUUGUUUGAAGGUCUCUCUGACGACGAAGAUGAUUUUCAUCAGAGCACAAGGUCCACGCCUUCCAGCAGCACUUCUGGGUCCCGCCCGGCAUCGCUCGGCUACACUGGGGCUGCCGGACCCCGGCCAAUCACACAGAGUGAACUGGCAACUGCGCUGGCGCUGGCCAGCACUCCUGAGAGCAGUUCACACACUCCUACCCCAGGCACCCAGGGUCACUCAUCGGGCACUUCUCCGAUGUCCUCUAGUGUCCAAUCAGGAACUCCCAUCACCAACGACCUCUUCAGCCAGGCCCUGCAGCAUGCCCUGCAGGCAUCUGGGCAGCCCGCCAUGCAGAGCCAGUGGCAGCCACAGCUGCAGCAGCUGCGGGACAUGGGCAUACAUGAUGAUGACCUGAGCCUCCGGGCCCUCCAGGCCACCGGAGGGGACAUUCAGGCUGCCCUGGAGCUGAUAUUUGCAGGCGGGGCGCCCUAACCCCCUGUGAGCGAGGGCGGAGUGGCAUGUUUCAGAGAUGCUGCUAGGGAUAUGCUCUUCCUCCUCGUUUUCUGCUCUUAACUUGGUGCUGGUGUCAUUAUAGUGGCUGCCAUAUUCCACCUCACCAAAACAUGCAAGGGCAGAGAGAGAGAUGCCACAGCUGCUGAGCACCCUGCAUUUCCGGCCAUUUCUGGAAACGGGGUCAUUUGUCUUAAGUGAAUACAAGCUUUUGGCCUCAUCAGCAGGAGGACUGUACAGGAAUCUGUAUUAAGGAGAGACUCAGUACCCUACCGCCUGAGAUUCCCUCUUCAGCUGAGACCUGCCCCCACCAGCUGUGGGGAACCAGUUUGGAAUUUGAAGAACAGGAGUAAUUGUGGCAGUUUAGAGACUAACAAAUUUAUGUGAGCAUAAGCUUUCGUGGACUAAUGCCCACUUCAUCAAUCAUAUUCACAAAGAUGUGAUUGGAUUAUUCCCAGCAAAGGUGCAGUAGCACACAGUGACCACAGUGUGGCAGUAAAGGCACAUCACAUCGGAGGUGCACUUCAGACAAGCCAGUAACCAGAGGACUUCAAAGCCUUUGACCAUGGUCCUGCUGGGAGGAAAAUAUCCCUGUUCACAUAGGAGAGAGUCCGAAAAGCCCAGGCUGUGUUUUCAGGAGUGGCCUCUGGUUUUGGUUGCCCAACGAGAGGACAGUUUGGAGCUGAUUUUCAUUGUCAAUUCAUAGAAUUUCAUAGCCAGUGAAGUCAAUGGCCGUCGUGUUAAA